This is a messenger RNA of Sycon ciliatum, 1334 nucleotides long. RefSeq names its product replication factor C subunit 4-like. The transcript is spliced from 13 exons. Gene Ontology annotation, molecular function: ATP binding; ATP hydrolysis activity; DNA clamp loader activity. Lineage: Eukaryota; Metazoa; Porifera; Calcarea; Leucosolenida; Sycettidae. Gene Ontology annotation, cellular component: DNA replication factor C complex; nucleus. Gene Ontology annotation, biological process: DNA repair; DNA-templated DNA replication. Bases 9 to 1139 code for a protein of 376 amino acids. The record is from RefSeq and is a predicted model, not a curated record.
UUGACUGUAUGACUUUCCCCGAAGUACUCUGGCGAAGUCCUUCCUUUGCAUGCCCUCUUCUGGUCAUGGACGCAUUUCUUCGUGGUGGUGUAGCUGCUGCUAAACCCAAGCCGGUAGAACCAGCGGGAAAAGUAGAACGGCAUGUCCCAUGGGUGGAGAAAUAUCGCCCACGAGCUGUAGAUGACGUGGCGUAUCAAGACGAAGCUGUUACUGUCCUGAGGAAAUGCCUCACGGGAGGAGAUUUGCCAAACCUGCUUUUCUAUGGACCACCUGGAACUGGAAAAACCUCUACCAUUCUCGCUCUGGCUCGACAGCUAUUUGGGAAUGACAUCUACAGAGACAGAGUGCUGGAGUUGAAUGCCUCAGAUGACAGAGGUAUCCAGGUGGUUCGAGACAAAGUCAAGCAGUUUGCCCAGCGGACAGCCAGCGCUACGCGACCUGACGGCAAGCCAUGCCCACCGUACAAGAUCUGCAUUCUCGACGAGGCCGACAGCAUGACACAUGCUGCGCAGGCUGCGUUGCGGCGGACAAUGGAAAAGGAAUCCAAGUCGACUCGCUUCUGCUUAAUAUGUAACUACGUCAGUCGGAUUAUUGAGCCGCUGACGUCCCGUUGUACGAAAUUUCGCUUUAAGCCCCUGACUGUGGGAAUCCUGCAGACAAGGCUAAAGGACAUCAGCAUAAAGGAAUCUGUGGAUAUCGGUGAUGAGGGUCUGGAUGCUCUCGUCUCGGUUUCUGGUGGAGAUUUACGAAAGGCGAUCACAUACCUGCAGAGUAUUCACCGACUAAAGGGCAUGGAACAUAUCACAGAACAGGAUAUCUCUGAAGUAGCGUCAGUGGUUCCUGUGUCGGUGAUGGAAGGUCUGUGGAGGGCGUGUCGUUCUGAUUCUUACGACAACAUUCAGGCAACAGUGAAGACGAUGCUUGCAGAUGCCUAUCCAGCAUCGCAGAUCUUAAUGCAAGUUCACGAGGGAUUGAUCGAGUCCAACGAGCUGAACGAUCGUCAGAAAUCUGCUGUUGCAGAGCAAUUAGCGCUCACGGACAAGCGACUUGCCGACGGCGCAGACGAAUACUUGCAGCUGAUGGACCUGUCCUGUGUCAUCAUGAAUCAGAUUUGCCGGCAAUCCACCGGUGCAGCUUAGACUCUCAACCGUGUGUAACCACAAUCGCUUGCGACCAUUUUUAGACCAGAACUCGGCACCUCAACUCAAUUCCAUUCUCCCUGUACAAAGACAGAGUUUUUUUUUUAAAUUAAUCAGUGCCCGUGUGUUUAUUUCAUAUUAAUCUGUGAAUUCAAUGAUAUCAGACUUGCUGAACCAAGAAAUGAAAUACCUGAA